AGAUCCCAUACCAGACAUCGUGCUUUCCUGUUGUUCCAUCAUUGUCCCCCCUUUCCGACGGUUUUCCCAUGGUCGCAUUCCCUAUAUGAAGCCUUACCGCCCGACACUGACAAAGGAACUGUAAAGGAACGACCGCAAUGGCUCCAAAACGCAAGAGAUCCAACACGGCGACCAAGAAGCAGGACGCAGAGAAGGUGAACCCAGCACUUGACGCCGCCCAGCCCUCGUCACGAGACGCAUCAGAGGAGGACGUGGCAGAUCCCAUUCUGCAGGAGGUCAAGGACGCGAAGGAGGAGCAAGCGCCCUCCUCGAAGCGUAGCCGCACGCACAAUGGCCCCUCCGAAGACCUGGAUCGAAGCGCCGAGAUAGAGGAUCGAUUGGAGCAUGGUGAAGGUGGGGAGGCCGGUACGAUGAGGAUGCCGGAUCCUCCUCGUGCCGGUCUGGUCGAUCCCAAAGGAUAUCAUACUAACCCUCCACCGGUUGGACGGCCGGUCAGGGUGUACGCUGACGGAGUGUUCGACCUCUUCCAUCUAGGACACAUGCGGCAGCUGCAGCAAGCAAAGACGGCUUUCCCCAACACAUAUCUCAUCGUCGGUGUCACCGGUGACAAGGAGACGCACAGAAGAAAAGGCCUGACCGUUCUUUCCGCCAAGGAACGCGCAGAGAGUGUUAGGCAUUGCAAAUGGGUGGACGAAGUCGUCGAGGACUGCCCGUGGAUCAUAUCUGACGCACCUGAGUUCAUGGAGAAGUACAAAAUCGACUACGUCGCGCAUGACGACAUCCCGUACGGUGCUGACGAGGGCGACGACAUCUACGCGCCCAUCAAGGCGGCUGGCAAGUUCCUGGUCACCCAACGAACGGAAGGAGUGAGCACGACGGACAUCAUCACCAAGAUCGUGCGCGACUACGACAAAUACGUUGCACGACAGCUAAAACGUGGUACCUCCCGUCAAGAUCUCAACGUGUCUUGGCUCAAGAAGAACGAGCUCGACUUCAAGAACACAUUCACCAAUCUACGCGACAACAUCCGGAGCAACUGGCUCACGACUGGCCAAGAGCUCGGCAAGGACAUCCGCCAGCUCCUGCAGUCCAGUCGCCCCGCCAGCCCCGCUCCUGCCCGAUCGCAAGACAGGCGCGCAAGCGAAGACGCGACAACGUCCCUUCGCUCUCCCACCGCACUGUCGCACUUGUCCCACCUGGACGUGCCAAACGGCGGCUCAAACAGCGGUUCGCCGCAGCAGCAGAGGGAUUUCGCCACCGGCUACGCGUUGGGUCUGGUGGGCGGCGUGAGGAACUGGAUGAGGAGAUCCAGAAGGACCCUUACAGCGGAAAGGGAAGACUCCCCAGACAGCGAUGACGCCAGCGUCGUGUCACCCACCAGGAGUCCUCAGCUCGGCUCGCACGACGAACCGACGUUUGAGCGUGGGAGGACAGGAAGGAACGUGCAGGACGAGGUCAACGCACAGGUUGCGAGUGAGAUGAAGUAAGGAAACUCGCUCCGGCAAUAGGUGAGAGAGAGGUGGUUGUGGGGGGAGGAGGGUCGUUCGACUCUUUGGAGAAAUCGGCGUCCUGGUCGACGGGUCAAGGUCAACUUUAGGCGCAUGCUCACGUGAGGGACCGAGGACAGCGACCCCCUCCCUCCUGCCCCAGACUCCGCUCUAAUACUUGUUCGGCCGUGUUCAACUGUGAGGUUUUGGAGAGCGGUUGAAAAAAAAAUGAGCGUAUUUGGUACACAUUCUUGUAAUACAAAAAAGUUUUGACAUUUCCCUUAUGGCAAGCGCUGCACGACUGCACAUAGACGUAGACUUGAGGUGGGAGGUCCGCGGUUGUACGUUUAGCUCGGUUUCGAUCCAUGUUCAUUGUGCUUUCUGAUCUCGAGA
This is a messenger RNA of Verruconis gallopava, 1880 nucleotides long. RefSeq lists its product as uncharacterized. The record is from RefSeq and is a predicted model, not a curated record. Bases 138 to 1487 code for a protein of 449 amino acids. Gene Ontology annotation, molecular function: phosphatidylcholine binding; choline-phosphate cytidylyltransferase activity. Gene Ontology annotation, cellular component: nuclear envelope. The transcript has 3 exons. Gene Ontology annotation, biological process: CDP-choline pathway. NCBI's taxonomy places the organism in Eukaryota, Fungi, Ascomycota, Dothideomycetes, Venturiales, Sympoventuriaceae.